AUGGUUUUAAUUAAAGGUUUGGUAAUUCUCUUCCUAUGUACAACAUCACUUGUGCAUUCACAGAAGGAUGAUUGGUGGAAAUCAGCCACAAUUUAUCAAAUUGCACCAUUAUCGUUUAAGGACACUACAGGUGAUGGAAAGGGCGACAUUCAAGGAAUAAUCUCUAAAUUGGAUUAUAUUGCCGAUACUGGAAUUGAGCCUUUCCACGCGAAAAUGAGACUCGGCUCAAUUGAUGUUAUUCUUGUUAGUCCAUUCUUCCAAACACAAAUGAUCGAUUUCGCUUAUGACAUCUCAAAUUAUAUUGAAGUAGAUUCGAUAUUCGGUACAAUGCAAGAUGUAGAAGAGCUCUUUUCAAAAGCUAAGGCAAAAGGCUUGAGAGUUAUUCUUGACUUUGUGCCAAAUCAUACGUCAAAUAAGCACGAGUGGUUCAUAAAAUCGGAAGUUGGAACCGAUGGAUAUAAAGACUUUUACAUCUGGCACGAUGGAGCUAAACAGAUAAAUGAAGGACGUAACUUACCACCAAACUCUUGGCAAUCAGAGUAUGGUGGAAGUUCAUGGACAUGGAGUCCAAUGAGAGAAGCUUAUUAUUAUCAUAAAUUUGCCAAGGAACAGCCUGACUUGAAUCUUGGCGAGGAACUUGUUGUACAAAAAUUGAAUGAAGUUCUUAAAUUUUGGCUUGAUAAAGGAGCUGAUGGAUUUAGAUUGGAUGCCUCGUCUCAACUAUUUGAAGAUCCAUCGUUCCUUGAUAAACCUGACAAAAUGAAUGAUCUUCCACAAACUUAUGAAUUAAUUGAAAGAUGGAGGAAGUUCCUCGACGACUAUUCACAGACUGAAAGUAAAAUUUUAAUUCCACAAAUCUGGAAUGCGCCAAUCGAUGACUUAAUGCGAUACUAUGUCAGUGAAGACGGAACCCAACGAGCUCAAGUACCAAUGAACUUUAUGCUUAUUAAUGAGCUUAAUAAAAACUCAACAGCAAGCGAUUAUAAGCGCGUAAUCGAAAAAUAUCUUAAUGCUCUACCGACAGGUGCUAUCGCAAACUGGUUUCUCGGCAGUCAUGACCAUAAUCGUGUUGCGUCACGCAUGGGACGGGAUAGAAUUGACGGUUUAAUGAUACUUUUGCAAACACUACCCGGCAUUUCAUUUACAUAUUAUGGUGAUGAGAUUGGAAUGGAAGAUAAUAUGGAUAUAUCGUGGGAAGAUACAGUAGACGUACAAGCAUGUAAUGCAGAUAAGGAUAGCUAUCAACCGCUCUCGAGAGAUGUAGCGCGUACACCGUUCCAAUGGGACACGACUGAAAAUAGCGGAUUUACAAGUGGAAAGUCAUGGCUUCCUGUACAUUCAGGCUAUGUUGAAAAUAAUCUCGAGAGUCAAAUGAGUGCGAAUAAAAGUCACUAUAAAUUAUUUAAGGAAUUAACAGCAUUGAGGAAGAAUGCAACACUCGCACUUGGUGAUAUCGAAAUUAAGGUUCUCGGGAACAAUACACUGGCUUAUUCAAGGACUUAUGAGAAGGUUUCGUACCUAAUUGUAAUUAAUCUUAAUAAUCAAACAGAAGUGGUUAAUGCUAGCGGAUUUAAAGCCAAAUUAAAUGAGGAAUCAAAAAUUCGCAUAGCUUCAACGAAUUCAAAGCAUGAAAUUGACGAGAUUGUCAAUUUAAGCAAUCUACAGUUGACUCCAUACGAUGCUAUUAUCAUAGAAUAUUAUUCAUCAGCUACAAAAGUAACUUUAUCGCUUCUUGCUGUCAUGAUGAUCAUCAUAAAAAUAUUUUUAUAAAUUGGAACAUAAUUUUUGCACCAUCAAAAGUCAUGAAAAAUUCAUGAAAGCUAUUUGGGAAU
Molecule: messenger RNA, 1832 nt
Organism: Chironomus riparius
Lineage: Eukaryota; Metazoa; Arthropoda; Insecta; Diptera; Chironomidae
Source: the annotation of a GenBank genome assembly